AUGGCUGAUAAGGGAGGGCUGCUGGAGGCCCAGCAGGCCCUCUCCUCCCUCAUCAGCAGCAAGAGGCGAUCCAGCGGAGAGAACUGGAGUCAUGCCUUUGACAUGAUGGCGUCCUACCUGCAGCGUCUCGGACUGGACAGGCAGCUGCACAAGCUGAGCGUCAUCCACAUUGCGGGCACCAAGGGCAAGGGGUCUACGGCGGCCAUGGUGGAGAAUAUGCUUCGCCAGUGUGGGUACACCACCGGCCUGUUCACAUCCCCCCACCUCAUGGAUGUCCGCGAGCGCAUUCGUAUCAAUGGUGAACUGGUGGAUGAGGCCACAUUCCUACGGAACUUCUGGUCGGCAUUCAACGAUUUCUCGGAUGGCAGCACGCCAGAAUCCCCUGGCAUGCCUGCCUACUUCCGUUUCCUCACCCUGCUUGGCCUGAAGAUAUUCCUUGAGCAAAAUGUGGAUGUUGUGAUUUUGGAAGUGGGCAUCGGCGGGCGUCUCGAUGCCACCAACUGCAUCAGGAGCCCUGCAGUCUGUGGCGUUAGCCCCCUUGGAUUCGAUCACAUGGACCUCCUCGGACACACCCUGCCCGUGAGCUGA
Messenger RNA from Auxenochlorella protothecoides, 588 nucleotides. Its product is annotated as Folylpolyglutamate synthase, mitochondrial. Gene Ontology annotation, cellular component: cytosol; mitochondrion; cytoplasm. The record is from RefSeq and is a predicted model, not a curated record. Gene Ontology annotation, biological process: tetrahydrofolylpolyglutamate biosynthetic process. NCBI's taxonomy places the organism in Eukaryota, Viridiplantae, Chlorophyta, Trebouxiophyceae, Chlorellales, Chlorellaceae. The coding region runs from base 1 to 588 and encodes 195 amino acids. Gene Ontology annotation, molecular function: tetrahydrofolylpolyglutamate synthase activity; ATP binding. The transcript is spliced from 4 exons.